Molecule: messenger RNA, 2438 nt
Organism: Sebastes umbrosus (honeycomb rockfish)
Lineage: Eukaryota; Metazoa; Chordata; Actinopteri; Perciformes; Sebastidae
Product: zinc finger protein OZF-like
Exons: 2
Coding region: 555-2177 (540 amino acids)
Biological process (GO): regulation of transcription by RNA polymerase II
Cellular component (GO): nucleus
Molecular function (GO): RNA polymerase II transcription regulatory region sequence-specific DNA binding; DNA-binding transcription factor activity, RNA polymerase II-specific
Source: RefSeq, a predicted model, not a curated record
UUGAAGGAGAAGUGGUACCGGAAGCAGUUCCCCGUGUCUAACUUGAGCAGUGCGGAGUCCGGUUGAAGAGGUUUGUUCCCGGGUCCUUGUUCUCCGUGAGUUCUGCUCUUUCCGUCCCGUAGUUCAUCAGAUACAACCGGAGUGAACCAGCAGAGCCCGUAUGUCUGGAUCAACGUGUUUAACUGGACUUUGUGCUCAUUUUCGGGCCGUUUAACCUCAGAAUCAUCUCCGUUAGCCAAGAAUGCUAACUGAAGUUAGCUGCAAAUAGACGGAGACGGAACUCGGCCACACAGCGCUCGUCUCAGGGACUAAUCGAUAGAGAUGAAACUGGAGCCACAAUGUCCAGAUAAACCUGUCUGAAUGGACUCUGUGUUGGUCCCUUUUAGUAGAAAACGUCUGAACUGUCUCCUGGUGUCCUACGAAGCUAAUGAAGUUAGCUUGCUACAGGAAGUAGACGGAGACAGAGGUAACCUAGCAACACAGCUCGUGUCAGAGUGAGCUCACCGUUUUUAACGGAGUGUGUCUGGAGGACACGGUACUGGGAUUUAGUGAAGAUGUCUAAAGUUGAAAUGCUGAGAGCUUUUGUGAACCAGCGACUAACUGCGGCUGCUGAUGAGAUAUUUGAGCUGUUUGAAAGGACGAUAGCAGAGUACGAGGAGGAACUGGAGUUCAGUUCAAGAGAGAAUCACCGACAACGGAAACUACUGGACGCUGUUUUACACCCGGAAGUCCGGUUACACAGAGCAGAUGACCAGCAGCUGUUGGUGGUUAACAAAGAGGUUUCCCCUAAGCAGCAGGAGUGGAGCCCCAGUCCGGACCAGGAGGACACAGAGGCCCCACACAUUAAAGAGGAGCAGGAGGAACUCUGGACCAGUCAGGAGGAACUCUGGACCAGUCAGGAGGAAAUCUGGACCAGUCAGGAGGGAGAGCAGAUUCAAUGGCUGGAGGAGGCUGAUAUCAACUUCCCUUUCACUUCUGUCCCUGUGAAGACUGAAGAAGAUGAUGAAGAAAAAGCUCAGUCCUCACAGCUCCAUGAAAGUCAAACUGAGGAGAACGGAAAGGCAGAAAGAACAGAAGCUGAAGGAGAUGACUGUGGAGGACCAGAACCAGCCAGGAACUCAGAUCCAGAUACUCCUUUAGAACCAGCUGCUCAUGACAAGACUUCACACUACUUAGAACCUGAGACUGAUGACAGUAGAGAUUGGGAUGAGACUCAGUCAGGUUUAAACCCUCUGCAAAACCAUGAAGUACCUGUAAGUGAUCUGGAAUGUAAUACUGCAAAAACAUCAGUUAGCUCCUCUGAAUGUGCUGAAAGCUUUGGAGUGAAACCAUUUAGUUGCUCAGUUUGUAGUAAAAGAUUCACAAACAAGGGAAAUCUGAGACGACACUUGGCUGUCCAUUCUGGGGAAAAACCAUUUAGUUGUUCUGUUUGUAGUAAAACAUUUGUGCAAAAGCAACAUCUGACACAACACUUGACUGUCCACACAGGGAAAAAACGAUUUAUUUGUUCAGUUUGUAGUAAAAGAUUCACAGACCGUAGUAGUCUGAGACGACACUUGACUGUCCACACAGGGGAGAAACAAUUUAGUUGUUCUGUUUGUAGUAAAACAUUUAUGCAAAAGAAACAUCUGACACAACACUUGACUUUCCACACAGGGGAGAAACAAUUUAGUUGUUCAGUUUGCGAUAAAAAAUUCACAGUAAAAGGAAAUCUGAUUCGCCACUUUUAUGUCCACACAGGGGAGAAACCGUUUAGUUGUUCAGUAUGUAGUAAAAAAUUCACACAAAAGGAACAUCUGAGACAACACUUGACUGUCCACACGGGGGAGAAACCAUUUAGUUGUUCAGUUUGUAAUAAAAGAUUCUCACGCCAUUGUACUCUAAGACAACACUUGACUAUCCACACAGGGGAGAAACCAUUUAGUUGUUCUGUUUGUAGUGUAAGAUUUGCACGACAGGCACAUCUGAGACAACACCUGACUUUCCACACAGGGGAGAAACCAUUUAGUUGUUCUUUUUGUUGUAAAAUAUUCUCACGCCAUAGUACUCUGAGACGACACUUGACUGUCCACAGAGGGGAGAAGCCAUUUAGUUGUUCAGUUUGCAAUAAAAGAUUCCCUUAUCUCCAUCAGGUCAAAAAACACAAGUGUGUUGGUGAGAGCAGCAGAAAUAAAUGAAGCCGCAGAGACGCUUGUUGAGCCAUUUUUUCAAGCAGGAUUUAAGUACCGAGGGCAAGACUUGGUACAACACUGAUUAGCUAAAAACUGUCAGAAGGCUGAUACAGAAUCCAAAAUAAGCCUUUUUAGCUAAGAUGAAGCUACACAAGCACUGUUCUUUUUGGUAUUACAUGUAUUCAUUGAUUUAAAGUAUUUUAUGUCCCCUAUACAGCACUAUGGUCGACUUUUGUGAUUUCUAAAUAAAAAUGACUUGACUUAGCA